UCGGCCGAGGAGAAACUUCCGUGGGGCGGCGGAGCGGAGCAGGCGGAGGAAGAAGGUGGAGGGGACUCGGAGCGGAGGUGGGGGAGAGUGAGCGGAGGAGUGCGAAGUGAUGAGUCCGCUCCCCUCACAACUUGCUCACAGCGAGUAGUUCUCCGCGGACAGGAGCUCACUCAGUGCCCCGGCUUCGCAGGACUUCGCCCCGCAAAGGAAGAACCCGGGAAGGGGGGGAGGGUUGACAAAACUUCUCGGGUGGGACUGACACGGGGCGGACGGACGGACGGACGGACAUGGAAGUGCAGAGCCUGCAGGAGGCCAUCCAAGUGGGGAUCCAGUGUCACCAGCUGGCGGUCCGGAGCUGUCCUGUGGGGAGUGCCAAACCGAUCCCGCUCAUCAAAGCACCAAGCAGUCAGAGCAUUGCCAUCUCUGUGAUCCCGGCCAAAGCCCCCGUCACUAUGGUGACUGCACACUUAAAUGGACAGAAGACGGCAACGGCUUCGGCAGCCUCGGCAAACAGCGCAGAACCCCCACAGACCGCCCCUAUUAACUUACAGACAACCAGCAAACUGGUGGGAGGAACCUUAAACAUGGCAGCGAGAAGAGUGUCAGAAAUGCCCCACGCUCAGACGUUGGGCACCAUUACUGCAGUGCCAAUUAAAGUCCCUCAGGUCAGCUCCUUGCAUAGAUUGGCAGGACACGGACCAGCAGUGCUACCUCAGGUUAGGCCAAAGACCCUGAUUCCAGACAGUCUCCCCAUCUCCCUGUGCAGAGACCAGCCUUUAAAGCAGCCCACCUCAUUUCAAAAGGCCACAGUGGUCAGCAUCAAAAACCCCAGCCCAGCCCUUCCAACUGCCAACAAUACCGUCAGCCACCUCCUGGCUUCCAAUGGACAGUCGCAAAGCUCCAGAGAACCCACCAUCACCUCGCCUUUGAGCAGCGGAGGAGUGGCCUACGCCAUUAUAUCUACAUCGCCCAGCAAUGCAAACCCAAUCAACACCAGCACCGUGUCUGUGGUCAAUGACGGUAUCAAAGUACAGCCACUCCUUAUCAGCGCUGACAGCAAGGUGAUCAUCAUACAACCUCAAGUUCAGAGCCAACCAGAGAGCAAGAAAGAAUUCAAGAAGCCUUGUGAAGAACCGCCUCAGGGACCCCCAGCUACCAAAAAGAAAAAGGAGGAAAAUCCUGAGAAAAUUGCCUUCAUGGUAGCACUUGGCCUAGUUACAACAGAACAUUUGGAAGAGAUCCAAAGCAAACGUCAUGAGAGGAAAAGAAGAAGCACAGCUAACCCGGCCUACAGCGGCCUUUUAGAACCAGAGCGGAAACGCCUUGCCUCAAACUAUUUGAGUAACCCGUUCUUAACAGGGAAAGCCAUUUCGGAUUCCUGUUGGAAGGAUCAGAUCAUUCACGAUGAACACUGCUCAGCAUGCAAACGUGGCAAUAAUUUGCAGCCCUGUGGAAACUGCCCAAGAGCUUACCAUGUAAACUGCUUGGACUCACCUGUGAAAAUAGCACCCAAGGGGGUGUGGAUGUGUCCUAAGUGCCAGCAAAAGGUAUUAAAGAAGGAGACAGUGCCAUGGAGUGGAGCUGUUGCUAUUGUUCAGUCCUAUGUAACACAUAAAUCAGUGAAAGAAGAAGAAAAGAGAAAGUUAUUGAAGAAAGGUAAUGAGUUAAAGAAUGAGCAGAGGCAGCUAGAAGAUCAGGAGAGACUUCUGAGAGAAGCUAUGAAGAAAUGCUUAGAGCUGAAGAAUAGCUUGCUGGCCCGGCAGAGAGGAACUCAGUCAUCACUGGAACGCCUCAAAAGUCUCAUUAGACUGAUACAAAACGAACAGAUGCUUCAGGUUACCAUGACAACCACGACCACCUCCUCCUCCUCAUCCUUGCUAACUGUUCCCUGGAUCAAACCCUCCGCCUCCACCCCUGCUUUACACAAAGGCCUGCAGCAGCCUCAGACCAACAACUGACACAGCCAGAUGGAACAAUAACUUUAAGCAAAUUUUGCCAAGAAGGAAUACACGAGAAUGAAACAAAAAAAAAUGAAAGAACUGCCUGUCAUUUGUACUCGACAAGUACACGUUCAUCAACAGAACUCGCAAACGCAUUAACGUGGGUUGCAAUAGCGGAGAGACCAGGGCGUGCUACGCUACAUGCCAACACCUUCAGUGCUUAUGAGUUUCUUCAUUUUACUUUUUGGCCUUAAAUUACUUAUGGAUCGUUGAAAU
This is a messenger RNA of Nanorana parkeri, 2216 nucleotides long. RefSeq names its product PHD finger protein 21B (gene PHF21B). Lineage: Eukaryota; Metazoa; Chordata; Amphibia; Anura; Dicroglossidae. The record is from RefSeq and is a predicted model, not a curated record. Bases 288 to 1958 code for a protein of 556 amino acids. The transcript is spliced from 13 exons.